Messenger RNA from Wasmannia auropunctata (little fire ant), 4659 nucleotides. It is a transcript of the gene Picot, whose product is annotated as putative inorganic phosphate cotransporter. The record is from RefSeq and is a predicted model, not a curated record. Gene Ontology annotation, biological process: transmembrane transport; monoatomic anion transport. The transcript is spliced from 8 exons. Lineage: Eukaryota; Metazoa; Arthropoda; Insecta; Hymenoptera; Formicidae. Gene Ontology annotation, molecular function: transmembrane transporter activity. Bases 451 to 2016 code for a protein of 521 amino acids.
CGAUUACACAAGUGUCCCGGCAUAACUAAAGUGCGCCUCGUAUCACGCGGGGACUUAACCUUGCCUCCUCGAUUUUCCGUACGACAUUUGUCAUCGCGUAUCGCGCCCGCGAGUGUCGUUCUGCCACCGUUAACAUCGUACAACGCAAUCCUCACCGACGUCAUCGUCGCCGUCAUCGUCGGAUCGGCGGUGGAGAAGAGAACGCAGGCGCGCGUUUCUCGCCUUGGCUCAUUUCGGCGCCUGAACGGAACGAGGACUGCGAGUUAAGAGCCGAACGACCGCGGACCGCGUGCGCGCGCGCAAGAGAGUACAACAGUCGGUGUUAUCGCGCCGAACGCCGCCGCCGCCGUCGACGUCGUCGUCGUUAUUGUCGUCCCGGAGGAACGCCGUGCGAACCGCGUUUCUUUUUUCGCAUUCCUCAUCCUCGUGCCACGUGCCCACGAGCGUGCGAUGAGCGGCAGUAGCGAGAACAGGGGACGAAAUGGCCACGUGCUUGUGUGGGACCAGGUCGGGCUCGACGAGGACGACCGAGGGAAAAGAAGAAAAAGAGUUCGAUUUGGGAAACGUCACAUGGUGACUUUCAUGAUAUUCCUCGGUAUGGCGAAUGCCUACAUAAUGAGGACCAAUAUGUCCGUGGCUAUCGUCGCGAUGGUCAAUCAUACAGCCAUCAAGAAUACCGAUGAGCUGAUAAAAGUCGAGGUCGAGGAAUGCGGAAAGCUCGCCAAUGAAACCGACGCUGCCGAGCGCAGCGCCGACGGGCCAUUUGUAUGGGACAACAAGCAACAGGGCUAUCUCCUGAGUUCAUUCUUCUGGGGCUACGUUAUCACGCAAAUACCGUUCGGUAUACUUGCCAAGCGUUACGGCGCGAAAUACUUCCUCGGGGUCGGCAUGUUGAUCAAUUCGAUUUUCGGAUUGCUAGUGCCAGUGUCCGCGUAUUGGGGAUACUGGCCGCUGAUAAUCGUCCGCUUCAUACAGGGCUUAGGAGAGGGUCCUAUUGUGCCUUGCACGCACGCACUGCUGGCGAAGUGGAUACCACCUAACGAACGGAGCAGGAUGGGUGCCUUUGUCUAUGCCGGUGCGCAGUUCGGCACGAUAAUAUCCAUGCCACUGAGUGGCCUCUUGGCCGAUUGGGAUUUGGUAGGUGGCUGGCCAUCUAUUUUCUACGUGUUCGGCGUUAUUGGCACUUUCUGGUGCGUAGCGUUUCUCCUGUGGGUCUACGAGGAUCCCGAGCAACAUCCGACCAUCGCAGAGGAAGAGAAGAAGUUCAUACUUAGCUCUCUCUGGGGUAGCGCCGGCAUAUCUUCGUCGCCUCCUGUGCCAUGGAAGUCCAUUGCAACCUCGUUACCAUUUUGGGCUAUUCUGAUGGCACAUAUGGGUCAGAAUUAUGGAUACGAAACUUUGAUGACUCAACUUCCGACAUUCAUGAAACAGAUUCUUCAUUUUAGUAUCAAAAAAAAUGGUAUUUAUUCGGCACUCCCGUACUUCGCCAUGUGGCUCUUUUCCAUGUUUAUCUCUCACGUCGCCGAUUGGAUGAUCUCUUCGGGAAAAUUUACUCACACUACAACUCGCAAGAUCGUUAACAGCAUCGGCCAGUUUGCACCGGCUUUCGCAUUGAUUGCUGCCUCGUACACCGGUUGCAAUGCCUGGUUGACAGUGACCAUUAUUACACUGGGAGUUGGUUUGAAUGGCGCUAUUUACUCCGGUUUUAAAGUUAAUCAUCUCGACGUCUCUCCGAGGUUUGCCGGGAUUUUAAUGUCCUUCACAAAUUGCAUCGCCAAUCUCGCUGGGCUUCUCGCACCGAUUACCGUUGGGGAAGUUAUUGCCAAAUCGCCGUCACAAGCAAAAUGGAGGAUCGUAUUUAUGAUUUGCGCUGGUAUUUACAUCUUUUGUGCGGCGUUCUACGCAAUUUUCGGAUCCGGUCAGAGGCAGGCGUGGGACAGUCCAGACAAGGAUGACGACAAGAACGAGAAGAAUCAAUUGGACAGUAUAAAAAUCGUGAACGAAACUCAACAUUGACAAGUUGAAUAUUUUAUCAAUAAGAUCAGUGGGUGAUACGAGGAAGUCGACACUGAUGACGUGACGAUUGUGUCCACUUAGCCAUUUCUGUUUACGCAUAUUCAUUCCCUCCCUAUUAUCUAGCCAUUCGAAACAAACGACUACAUUUAAGUUAAUCUCAGAAUUGUAUUUUUCUUUUUCUUUUUUUUUUACCGUAAAGAUAUAAAAUUUUCAUGAUAAUUGUCACAAUUCGCAUUGUAUGUCUUUGUACUUUUGUAUUGGAUUGCAAAAGUUGUGUAUCAAUUGCUUUAAUAUUAUAUAUCGUGCGUUUUGCGUAAAAGAAUUUGUAUGUGUGAGAGAGAGAGAGAGAGAGAGAGAGAGGAAAGGAAGGAGAGAAAGAUGCAUGUAGAAUAUACUCAUAAUCAUGCUGUUAUAAGCUUCGUUUCGCGUCAUUUGUUGUAUUUUAUAAUUUAUCAAUUUUUACAUAAUAAUCUUACGUAUUAUGUAGAAUUAGGAAGUCACACUUUAAGAAACUGGCAUGUUGGAAAAACGAUGGGAGAGAUGAUUCUCAAAAGGAACAAUAAAGUGAAAACUGUUACUUGCAAAUUAGCGAAAUUCCCGUAAAAUUGCUGAGCAUGACAACAAAGCGGAUGUAGUUCUGAUAAAAUUACAGUCAUUUAAAUUAUUUCUUAAUUUUGUACAGUCGAACCUCGAUAACUCGGAAUCUCGGAAGGGAGGAGCUAUAAAAUCCUCUAGUUAUAGAUGUGUUUCGACUUAUCGAAGUGUGAGCGAGAGAUAAUUAACGUGAAAAUUCGACUUACGGAAGCUUUGUACGUGAUUUCAUAAUUUUCAGAUUAUAAUAAUGGCUUUUAAAGGAAAAAACUUCGAGUUUUCGAGUUAUCGAGGUAUCGACUGUAUAUCAAAAAUUAUCCAUACAAUUAAGAAUAUUCAAAUCGCAUUUUAUAUCACUGUUGCUUGAAUAUACGAGUGAGAGAGAAAGUUUGUGCUUAUCAGAGACGAUGUUAAACUCAAUUGUGAUAUACGGUUAUUGUUAUUCGCGUAAUACUAGCUUUGAUCGAAUCGGUAUAUAUUAUACUGUGUAUCCCAGUAAAAUUGUAUAUUUCACGAUUUACACAGUCGGCUCUCCGUUAAUUCGAGCACUUUUCACAGUCGUUCCGCGUUCGAGUGAAACUUAAUCUCGGUCUUCCACUUUGUAACAGCACACAUUGGCCGCUUUGCUACUUUCGUAAAAUGGGAUAUAUGCGCUGAGAUUCGUACGAUGAAUUUAGAGUAGAUUAACAAACGAUUACGGCGGGAAAGGAUCUGUCCAUAUAGCGUUUCCCCGAUUACAUCUUCAAGAUAGGUUUCGUAAUUUGUGUAACUUGACAAACUUGUGGCAGCAGUAUUAGAGUGUAAAGAUCCUCAUCGUUUAUCUUCCUUUGGUACAUCACUUUUUUUUAUUGUAACUACUGCCAUUUUGUAUUGCCUGCGUGUAUGGCCUAAAAAGGGGGAUGACAGUAGCGACAAAUCCCUGUUUUAUCCCCCUGUAGGAGAGGUCGCGGAUCUUUAUCUGGUAAAUCCAGGCGAACAGCAGCAGCACAGUGUAUACAAUACAACAAUGGUGUUUAUACAUAUUGUAGAUAUUAGCGCGUAGGAGCCCUAUUAAGUUAUAGAUAUUAGAUGUAAGUUACUGCUCGUAGUUAUUUAUAUAGCGUUCACGGAAAGGAACAGAGAAAAGAUCAUUACUUCCAUUUUUAUUAAAAUAGAAAUUGUCAAACUGAAUGAUUUCGCACUUGUAUAGUAAAAUGCAUUUUUUUUUCCAUAAACGAUAAGUCUCUCUUUUUUUUUUCUAAGCUGCACAAAUCGAACAAUAAUUCUGACGACAGUAAUUUCUUUUUCCGUACGAUCUCGAGUGUCGAAACUACUUAUUUUCUUGUAAUCGACAUUAUUAUCGAUCAUUAUUUAAUGAAAUACGUAAUGUAACGUACACGAAACACUCGCAGGGCUAAAUCUAAAGCAAAUUGUUUAAAAACUAAGUGAAUUAUUAAAUUAUUAAACAUGUCUUGAAAACACUGUUAAUUUAUUCAUCGUGCAAUUUUAUACAAAAACUUGGGAAAUAAAUUUAGGCAACAACGUUAUACGUUUAACUGUUGGAAGGAAAAAUCGAUGCGAACAUCUUGUGAUCGUGUAUCUAAAAGUGCCUUCAACACAAAGCGUUUGUUUUUCUUUUUAUAAAUAAUGUAUUCUUAAAAUAAAUUCUCGCGUUAUUCCUAACGAGAAAAAUGCCAAAAUGUUUGCGAACGUUAUUCCACAUUCUCAUAAGUAUGCAAAUUUCCAUAUAAACUUGAGAAACGUCAAUUGAAAGUUACUUUACUGUAGCUCUUAUGUAGUGUAACGCGAUUAACAACAAUUGUGAAUGUAAAUCGAUUUGGGACACAUUCGAUGGGAGAUGUAACGAGGAAAGUUAUCCCCGUUAGAUAAAGUAAUCUAAUGCAAAAUUUCGCAAAUCCCAUAUUUUUAUAUAAAACAUUUAUACAUAGUGUACAUACAUAGGGCGAUACACGAUGCGAUGUUGCAACAUUAAACACGGUUUUUUAUUGUUGGGAUUGUAAAACAUAUGUGAUAAUAGAAACUGCAAGUAAAUAAAAUAAGAUACAGCCGUAA